Molecule: messenger RNA, 1903 nt
Organism: Gossypium raimondii (Peruvian cotton)
Lineage: Eukaryota; Viridiplantae; Streptophyta; Magnoliopsida; Malvales; Malvaceae
Product: heparanase-like protein 3
Exons: 9
Coding region: 155-1792 (545 amino acids)
Cellular component (GO): membrane; plant-type cell wall
Molecular function (GO): beta-glucuronidase activity
Source: RefSeq, a predicted model, not a curated record
UUUAUAUAUAUAUAUUUACAUUUUGGCUCCUGUGGAUGGGAAACCCUGUUAGGAAGUUCUUAACUUGCCCAUUCGUAGAAGAACACUAAAGGGUUUCAAGAUCUAAACUUUUGUUUUUCAAUUGAAUCCAAAGAUUGGUUUUCAGCUUUGGUAAAUGGGUUUUUGUUUUUGGGUUUGUUUUGGGUAUAGCUUGCUUUUUGUAAGUUUACAAGCUGUUGCUGCAGCUGAAGGGGAUGCAAUUGUUGAGGGUACUGUUUAUAUUGAUGGGAAAGCUCCCAUUGGUAUCAUAGAUGAUGAUUUCGUUUGUGCUACUUUGGAUUGGUGGCCUCCUGAGAAAUGUGAUUAUGGAACAUGCAGUUGGGGUCUUGCUGGACUCCUCAAUCUAGAUCUUAACAAUAAUAUAUUCUUAAAUGCCGUGAAAGCUUUUUCACCAUUGAAGAUUAGAUUGGGAGGCUCAUUGCAAGAUAAGGUCAUAUAUGGUACAGAUGACAAUCAGGAACCCUGUACUUCAUUCGUUAAAGACCCUUCUGAGAUGUUUGGUUUUACUAAAGGAUGUUUACCCAUGAAAAGAUGGGAUGAACUUAAUGCCUUCUUUGCAAAAGCAGGGGCUAAGAUUAUUGUUGGACUAAAUGCUCUUGCUGGAAAAUCUAUAAAGCCUGGUGGUUCAGCUGUAGGAGCUUGGAACUACACCAAUGCAGAAUCUUUUAUACGUUACACCGUUGAAAAGAACUAUAAAAUCCAUGGUUGGGAGCUAGGAAACGAAUUGUCCGGGAAUGGGGUUGGAACUAGGAUCGCAGUUAAUCAGUAUGCAGCUGAUACAGCAGCUCUACAAAGAAUAGUGCAAAAGAUAUACAAGGAUGUUGAUUUGAAACCCUUGAUCAUAGCACCCGGUGGGUUCUACGAGUCAAAAUGGUUCAAAGAAUUCAUCGAUAAAACAACCACAUCCUUAGAUGUGGUCACUCACCACAUAUACAAUCUUGGACCAGGAGUCGAUACCCACCUUAUUGAAAAGAUUCUUAACCCUUCUGUUCUUGAUGGCAUCUCUGGAACAUUCAGCGGCCUUCAUAACGUCAUCAAGAGUUCUGCAACUAAAGCAAUUGCCUGGGUGGGAGAGGCAGGAGGAGCUUACAAUAGCGGCCGUAAUCUUGUUACAAAUGCGUUUGUGUUCAGUUUCUGGUAUUUAGAUCAGCUCGGCAUGGCGUCAAAGUAUGAUACAAAAACAUACUGCAGACAAUCACUGAUUGGUGGAAAUUAUGGUUUACUAGACACCUCCACCUUUGUACCAAAUCCAGACUACUAUAGUGCUCUUCUUUGGCACCGAUUAAUGGGAAGAAAUGUCCUGUCUACAAGCUUUGAUGGGACCAAAAAGAUACGCUCUUACACUCACUGUGCAAAACAAUCAGAAGGCAUCAUGGUACUAUUUAUCAACCUUGACAAAAGCACUACUGUCCAAGCUAAACUUGCAUUCAAUAGUACAAUGACCUUGCGACACAAUCACGAGUCUCGGACUUUGCGCAUUCAGCGCAUGUCUUCUAAAAAAAUGAUUAUCGAGCUGCCUCAAAUGGUUGAUGCUGAAAUCAGAAGAGAGGAAUACCAUCUAAGAGCAAAAGAUGGAAACUUACAAAGCCGAACCAUGCUACUGAAUGGAAACAUUUUAAGUGUGGAUUCAUCUGGGAAUAUACCUCCUCUGGAGCCUUUAUAUGUAAACUCAGCAAAGCCAAUAACGGUCGAACCUUUAUCCAUUGUGUUCAUUCACCUGUCGGAUGUUAUUCUCCCUGCUUGCAAGGUAUAACUCUAAAGGGAACCAAAAGCGGUUCCUUAUUGCUAAUCAAAUAAGAACACAUUGCAAAUGUACCAUUUUUAUUCAUAGUGAAGAAAUUAUGGCAACAUACUUUUUCCAUAA